Messenger RNA from Onychomys torridus (southern grasshopper mouse), 5954 nucleotides. It is a transcript of the gene Elovl6, whose product is annotated as ELOVL fatty acid elongase 6. The coding region runs from base 180 to 983 and encodes 267 amino acids. NCBI's taxonomy places the organism in Eukaryota, Metazoa, Chordata, Mammalia, Rodentia, Cricetidae. Gene Ontology annotation, cellular component: endoplasmic reticulum membrane; endoplasmic reticulum. Gene Ontology annotation, biological process: fatty acid elongation, saturated fatty acid; fatty acid elongation, monounsaturated fatty acid; sphingolipid biosynthetic process. The record is from RefSeq and is a predicted model, not a curated record. The transcript is spliced from 4 exons. Gene Ontology annotation, molecular function: fatty acid elongase activity.
CUCAACCCUGGAUGUAGCUGAGAGGCCGGGAGAGAGAUCCGCCAAGGAGACUGACGGCGGGGCAAUACCUAGGGGGGGGGGGGGGGGAAGCAGACAGGAGAGCACUCAAAAUAAAAGGCUCUUUACAGAUUUUUUUAUUUUGUAUAGAGAACACGUAGCGACUCCGAAGAUCAGCCCCAAUGAACAUGUCAGUGUUGACUUUACAAGAAUAUGAAUUCGAAAAGCAGUUCAACGAGAAUGAAGCCAUCCAGUGGAUGCAGGAAAACUGGAAGAAAUCUUUCCUGUUCUCGGCACUGUAUGCUGCCUUUAUAUUUGGUGGUCGGCAUCUGAUGAACAAGCGAGCCAAGUUUGAACUGCGGAAGCCGCUAGUGCUCUGGUCACUGACUCUUGCAGUCUUCAGUAUAUUCGGUGCUCUUCGAACUGGUGCUUACAUGGUGUACAUUUUGAUGACCAAAGGCCUGAAGCAGUCAGUUUGUGACCAGAGUUUUUACAAUGGACCUGUCAGCAAAUUCUGGGCUUAUGCAUUUGUGCUCAGCAAAGCACCUGAACUAGGAGAUACGAUAUUCAUCAUCCUGCGGAAACAGAAGCUCAUCUUCCUACACUGGUACCACCACAUCACUGUGCUGCUGUACUCUUGGUACUCCUACAAAGACAUGGUGGCUGGGGGUGGUUGGUUCAUGACUAUGAACUAUGGCGUGCAUGCCGUCAUGUACUCUUACUAUGCCUUGCGGGCCGCGGGUUUCCGGGUCUCCCGGAAGUUUGCCAUGUUCAUCACCUUGUCUCAGAUCACUCAGAUGCUGAUGGGCUGUGUCAUUAACUACCUGGUCUUCAACUGGAUGCAACAUGACAACGACCAGUGUUACUCCCACUUUCAGAACAUCUUCUGGUCCUCACUCAUGUACCUCAGCUACCUUGUGCUCUUCUGCCAUUUCUUCUUCGAGGCCUACAUCGGCAAAAUGAAGAAGACAACGAAGGCUGAAUAGUGUCAGAACUGAGGAGGAAGACAUAGCUCAGGGUCAUCACGAAAAAUAACAGACAAAAGAAAAUGGCACAAGGAAUCCUAUGGUGCAGCUAAAACAAAACAAAACAAACGUACGAGCAGACACAGCCCGAGGCAGCUUGGGAGCAAUGAUUAGUUUGACUUAACCCAGUAAGUUUAUGAUCCUUUUUGGGUGAGGACUCACUGAGCGCUUCUCCAUCUCAAAGUACUGCUGCUGAGGGACCCCUUCCCUCUCCCCUGUCAACUCUAGAACACACUUGAUCCAAAGGGAGCCACGGGCAGGGAGAUUAGUGGAAAACAAGCAAAACACUACAGGAAGAGGGGAAAUAUCAGUUCAGAGUUAUUUUUCUGUAAGGAUAAAGGAGUUCCCCUUUUCAAACUGUGUGUACAUACACACACACACACAAUCUUCUAUCUUUUCAACAUGAAACCAGAGCUGGUAGAAAAAGAUAAACAUGGAAGAGACACAGGGUUUAUUUCUAGAACAGGAAUGCUUUUACAAAAAUCAAGGCCUUUUAAAGAAAGGCUAGCUUGUAGCCCCUGGACAAAGAUGUCUUAAUUAUUUUUACUGCAGCUGAAAUGAAAAAAAUAGAUAUCCUCCCCCGUCACUGCAGAGCCUCAGGCUACUGAGUCUCUACAACCAGAGGACCAUGCUUCCUCGUGAUCCUUUAUUUCUAGGAGAAUAGAAAUCAUGCAGCCCAAAUCCCAAGAAGGUGUCCCAUGACAGACCCUGCAGUUGACGCGUCCUACGGACAACUGUUAUUUCUGCCCUUCGGUGAGCUGUGAAGCAUCCUUUGUUCAGCUGCCCCAGACUUUAGGCCGGAAGGAAAGUUGCAGAAUUGAAAAAACAGAAGCUCAACCAGUUGACUUGAAGAUGGAAUCUUGUACUAUCUGUAACAAAACUCAGCCAAUUGCCACUGAGCUGGCAAAGGGGGAAGGACCAUGGGAAGAGACCAGAGAUUCAUCCAGGAGACAGACAGUAUCUUGGCCUCUCCUCCCUCCCUGUUUGACUUCACGCAUACUCCUGGCUUUCCAAGUAGGCCCCAGUCCAUGUUUUCUAUAUUUUUGUGACUUUCAAAAAACAGAUCUGCGGGGCUCUGCCUGAUUUGGGGUAAACACUGUGUUUCUGCAUCUUCUGCAUUUGCUCCCUGAGCAAUGCAGAGGCAUAUGAAGUGCCCUCUGCUGGCCGAGUGAGAAACUUCAACAAACACCCUUCAUAAUAGGUUGAAAAUAGUUGACCACAAAGGGCCUGCUUAGAUUUAUCCCUAAGUUUUAAGUGCUGUCAAAUUUGACCAAAUUAGAACAGAACCUCUCUGCUUCAAGUAAGCUCAUAAAUUUUUAAAGUGACUUUCACUUGGGAACUCAGAAAGUCAAUGUAUUAAGAGCCAUAUUCUUAAAAAAAAAAAGGAAAGAAAGAAAAAGAGAAAGCUAGACAAUGUUAUUAUCUGUAAUAUUUCAGUCCUCUACAAGCCAAAUAAAUGUGUUCCUAAUAUUUCAAAGACGCAAUUAUGUAAAGUUGUUCAAUGUGAUAUACUAGUAUUCUAAUUGGUUAAGUAGCUUAAUGACUAGGCAAACUAGAUGAACCAGUUAGAGGCUACUGCAGUGCGUAGAUUAUCCACUCAUAACCACGUCCACACACAAGUGUGCGGCACACGGAGCUGCAAAGCCCACGUGAAUAGUAACACAAUUUUUGGCUAGCAGAAACUAUCACUUAUCUUCCUUUACUUGAGAGUGUACAGCAAAAGGGAUUUUUUCCAAAUUAUUUUUAUAUUAUUUUAGCUUUAAUUAUGCUGUCAUUCGUGAAACAGCUGCGCAGCCUUUCUGCGAGAUGGCAUGGGGGUUUUCAGCAGCUUGUCGACAUGUGGAAUUAGAAAAGAAUAAAAUUUGAUUCCAUUCUGUGUGAAUGGGCUACAGAGUGAACAAAGAAUCCAUGCAGGUACAGCCAUGACUGAAGGACCCGGAGCCAAGCCAGGCUGGGGGCAGCUGUUGCAGCCAUGUUAACAUUGUGUGUGGUGGUGUCCUGCUGGCUGACAGAUGAGACGUGAUCGGAAGGAUGUGUUGUUAUUAGGGCAGAAGUUGACUCGAGCCGAAAGUAUAGAGCCACUAGAGCCAAGUGGAGUCUUAGGAUGUAAUUGUUGGAGCCUCAUAAAUGCACAGUAGUGUACAAUGAUAAGCCUUUUCCUUGCCUUACAGAAGAAAGUGAGCAAAAUAGCAAAGAAGAAAUCACCUGUCGGCUGACUUGAAUCUAAUCAGGGCCAGCCUGAGGCUCAUCUGGUUGAUUCAGUUUCGUUCAGAUAUUUAUCACAGAAUACAGGCUAUGAUAUGAAAAUAAGCAUAGAGUUUUAAAAAGACUAAGCUAUGCUUCCAAAGCACCUUAAUCUUGAUGCUUGCUUCAUGCUGUGUUCACUUGUAAAAUAACUUAGACUUUUCGUUUGCAGGAUGAAUAUCUAAUACAUAGUGUCUAAACCAGCUAACUAUAUCUAAAGGCGUCUCCAGUGUUCAUCAUGGGAAGAAAAAGCCACAUUUUUUUUUAAAAACACAAUUCUGAUAUAGGCUCAGCACACAGUUUUUUACAUGUCAGCUUAGCUGCUCUAAUUAUAUCAAGAUACGAGGCUAGACCACUGGCCUAUGACACAUCUGAAACCCGCCAGAGAAUCGACUGCCACCUAGAUAAUGCUGCUGUCGGUUAACAUUCCGGGCAAGCGAGUGUUUUAGCUGCCCCACAAUGCUGCAAUAGGUUAGCUUCCUAUUGAAGAUUUCUCACUGCAUUCUCAGUGUGGUAAAAACCUUAUUCCUGGAUUAAAUGAAAACAAAUCCUUGGUUUCAUAUAAAUGUGGUUUUGUUCACUAGGUCUGAGCAUCAACUCCAAUGAGUGAGUUUGCAAUGAAAUUCUAGUGAGAAACACUCCAUUCACACAAUAGGAGAUUUUAUCUGGACCAUCUAGUGUCACUAUGAGAAAUGAACAACUGUUACUAUUAUUUAUUUAUCGUAUUUAUACAAUGCCAGGCCAAAGGAUUGAAUUAAAAGUCACAGUUCUCAAGGUUAUUAUUUCAGGCAGUCCCGUGUCAUUCCCACCCCCCCCCCCUGAAGUUUUCUAUUCCUACUUCACCCUAGGAACUUGAGACUGGAGGGGAAGUGCAUACGCAUUGCUUCAGGAGAAAGCAGGUUCGUUAUGUCCAUGCUGUGUCCCCAGCAGUCUUCACUUAUAUGUCGAGACCAACUGACCCACUAGCUCAUUCAGAAGCUUCAUUGUGGGUUCAAAGUCUCCAGGAGCCUAGAAGAACUCUUCCAGGGAAAACACCUACAGAUUGUUUUGUUGUUUGUUUUAGGUCCAUUAGAUCUUUGUGAUGGGAUAAAUCCUGUCACAUUAGAGUAAAAAGCACUAUUACACUGGCGUGGGACAUUCCAGAAGUCUGGUUGUAUUCCCAAACUGCUCAAUUACCUGGGAAUAUCCGGUUAGCAUCUUGUUCUGAUAGAAAGAUCUCUUACUCUGAGACUGCCAGACACAGAUGAGCGUAGGCCCUAGCACAUGCUGAGAGCCUUUUCCAGGCAGAUGGAAUGGUCUUUGGACUACUAUUGGACUGCACAAAUGUCAAGGGAGUCCUAGGAGAAUGGAGAAGACCACUUUAGACUCCAUCCCAGAGUCCGAGCUUUGAGUUGCGCGUGCAGGAUCGUUGUGUCGGGGCAUUUCCCUGCGAAGGUGUCGACCCUGGAGAGCAGUUGGGUGAGAAUAGCUUGGUGGUAGUCCAGAGCUUAGCCUUCAAGUGCGUCUUUUUCCAGUCUUUGUUUUGAUAAUGAAUAUUUUGCUGUUGGUUUGGGACAAUUGUUAGAGCCUGUGGUCAUGUGAAUCAUUGUCUUAUACAGCUUAAUGUUAUUCCGUCCCUGUUCUUAGGUGUAGCACCCCAUUUCCUGGUGCCUGAGCUCUCUGGCAUCAGAAAGUGAUUUGGGUGAGAAUUCACAACAUGUGAUCUGUCACUUCUGUUCAUUAAAGUGACAUCUAAUAAAGCAAGGAUGCAAUGUUCUGUUUUGGAAGCUUUGCAUCCUAGUUGGCCAUUGAGCCAACGUCCUCUGUACCUGAUAGUGACACAAAAUAGAUGCUGGUGCUUGUCCAGAAUUCUCAGUGCCUGUUGUGACAGACUGCACUUAGAAACACGUAUGAGCCAUAGGUGAGGCCACAGCUGGAAAGGCCAUUUAAAAAUAUACCCACUUGGAGCAUCACAGAACACCCUGAAAGCCUCUCUUAUAACCCAGUACUUCCUUCAUCCUCGGACUUUUGGAAGAGUCAGGGUUCUCGGAAGGAGUGCUAGAUACCCUAGGCUUCCAUUUUUCCUGCAAACAUUUCCUAAAGUUGUGAUGGAUGCAGAGGGGGCCAUCUGGGUAUUUUGGGGAAGUCUUGGAAACUGCUUUGAUUGCAGGUCAAACAGCCAAAUUCAGAUGUUUCUGUGUCCACACCUCCCCAGGUAUCCUCACCUACCCACAAAAUAAUUGCGUUGUAGUCAAGUUCUGCAGCAGCUUGUUGGUUGGUCCCUCAGAUCAAGAGAAAACCAUAUUUACGGCCCAGCUGGGACACAUCAGAGCAGGCCUUUGACUCACUGGCAUCUAAACAGCAUUUUCCCAACACGUGGCACUUGAGGUUUGUUUGUUUAUUUUUCCCUCUUGGUGACAGAGAUCACGAUGUAGCCCGACAGUGCCUCCUACUGGCGUGGAUGUGUUGUUUCAGUUAUGUCUGGGUCUGAGUGUGAUCGGGCUGGACUUUGCCCACUGCUACCCUGGAAACGACUUUCUGCUUCCUAGGCCCUAAACCCAUAUUCAGAGGGAAACUCACUAUCAAGCCUCACAGCAAAUCACAGCAGUGUUGGAAUUCUUAUUUUCAAGUGCUUAUUUCACAACAUUUAAAAACUAUUUUUGGUGUAUUAAGAUUUAAAAUAAAGUCAUCAUAACUUUUGAUUUAAAA